AUGAUCGAGUGCUUUCCAUCCCUUUGUACUCAAUACAAUGCUCUUCCUUAAUGUCAUUUUCAUGCUAUGGUUUCAUCUAGUAUCUGCUGCAUCCACCGUCUCACGAUCCAAUCCCUAUUCACUCAACUCUCGUUCAUAUACACUAGGCCCUAAGACCGACUUGGUAAUUUCUAAUAAAGUCAUAUCUCCAGACGGGUUCGCGCGCUCUGCAACGCUCGCCGGAGGAACGUUUCCGGGUCCAAUCAUCACAGCCAGAAAGGGAGAACACUUCGAUAUAAAUGUCGUGAACAGACUCACUGACAAUGAAAUGCUCUUGAGCACCAGUGUGCAUUGGCACGGAAUCAGGCAGAAUGGGACUAACUAUGCGGAUGGAGUCUCGUUCGUUACUCAAUGCCCUAUUGCACAAAAUGACUCCUUCCUGCACUCCUUCGAGGCUCGGAAUCAGGCUGGCACCUUCUGGUAUCAUAGCCAUUACUCGAUCCAACAGUGCGAUGGACUCCGUGGAGGUUUUAUUAUCUAUGAUCCUGAAGAUCCGUUAUCCUAUUUAUACGACGUUGACGACGAGACCACCGUCAUCACUCUUGCUGACUGGUACCAUACAGUUGCCCCUGUUUUAGGCCAUAUAAUUGGCACUAAUGCAUUUUCCAUACUCAUUAACGGUCUCGGUAGAUAUCCAGGGGGACCCCUGAGUGACCUUGCAGUGGUCAGUAUCGAGUACGGGAAAAGAUAUCGCCUACGCCUUAUAGCAAUGUCUUGCGAUCCCACCUUUACGUUCUCCAUUGACAACCAUAACUUGACGGUAAUCGAAGCGGACGGUGAACUGACGCAGCCCCUCCUCGUGGACUCGCUUCCGAUACUUGCUGGACAGCGAUACUCUGUUGUACUCGUCGCGAACCAACCGGUCGACAACUAUUGGAUACGGGCGCUCCCAAACACUCCGGGCUUGAACAACUUCAACAACAACCAGAACUCUGCUAUCCUGCGAUAUAACGGUGCACCCGUCGCGGAGCCUACUACAAACCAGACCACCAGUACCAACCCGCUCUCCGAGAGCAACUUGCACGCAUUCAUCAAUCCUGGUGCACCUGGGAUUCCAGAGUACGGAAAGGCAGACAUCAACUUGCAGUUAGUGGUCGGCCUCAAUACCGGGGUAUAUUCGGUCAACGGCACCCCAUACAUCCCUCCCACAGUGCCCGUACUGCUUCAGAUCCUCAGCGGCGCACGGCAUGCAACCGAUCUUCUUCCGGCAGGAAGUGUAUAUGUUCUAGGGGCUAACAAGGUCGUCGAAUUGACGAUGCCAGCUGUUAGUGCUGCUGGUCCUCAUCCGAUUCACCUUCACGGUGUAAGUAUUUCUGGUUACCAGUUGGCAUUUGAUUGCUCACUGUAGUAAUAGCAUAGCUUUGAUGUCGUGCAGAGCGCCGGAAGCAGUUCUUUUAACUACGUUAAUCCCGUACGCAGGGAUGUAGUAUCCAACGGGGUCCCAGGCGAACAGAUGGUGAUUAGAUGGGUCACGGAUAACUCCGGCCCGUGGUUCCUGCACUG
Messenger RNA from Suillus fuscotomentosus, 1542 nucleotides. RefSeq names its product laccase. The coding region runs from base 38 to 1387 and encodes 449 amino acids. Gene Ontology annotation, molecular function: copper ion binding; oxidoreductase activity. The transcript is spliced from 8 exons. The record is from RefSeq and is a predicted model, not a curated record. NCBI's taxonomy places the organism in Eukaryota, Fungi, Basidiomycota, Agaricomycetes, Boletales, Suillaceae.